Messenger RNA from Aspergillus puulaauensis, 1227 nucleotides. RefSeq lists its product as uncharacterized. The transcript is spliced from 3 exons. Lineage: Eukaryota; Fungi; Ascomycota; Eurotiomycetes; Eurotiales; Aspergillaceae. Bases 1 to 1227 code for a protein of 408 amino acids. The record is from RefSeq and is a predicted model, not a curated record.
AUGUUGUCGCUUUUACACUACGUGGUGGCGUGCGUGCUGUGCUAUGUACAGCAUGCUGCUGCACUCCCACAGGGAAUUACGCCAUCCAAAGCCUUAAACAUAACAUCUGCUACACCGACAGAGGCGUUCACGUUAGGUGACAGAAAUUGCGACUUUACCACGAUGGACGACUUCUUCAGCUAUGCCCACAAGAACAGCCUGAACAUCACCGUGGAGGUGCAGAACUGCCAAAACUUAUGCCUACUCACAUACGGGGUCGGAAACCCUGAUCUCUCAGGAAUCGGCAUGAUGUAUGCCUACAGUAUUCAAGCCGGGCUCACUAUCCUUGUCGGCCCUGUUUAUCGCAUCCUCUAUCUCGCAUUCAGCCCAGUGAGCGCCUUCGCCCGCGACCUGAAAGACAUCCAAGUCAACUUCUUCUCCUCGAAUGCUUUCUUCGUGGGUUCCUCCGCCCUCGCAACGCUCGCACACCUGUCCCAGAACCCAUCCACCUUUGAAAUUGCCGAGAUGCAGGCCAUGGCCUUCUUGCAAGUCAACAGCAUCCUUGUGACCUUCUUUUGUCUGGUCGUGACGCAGCCAGUGUCUCGCUGGGCAGCGCGCGUGCUGCUCUACUUUGUUGUGUUUGUCCUCGUCACUGUCGCCCUUGGCAAGAGCCAUCUGGGCAGCGAGAGCAGGGCAGACUGGCACCUUGCAUCUGAUGGUUGCGCGCACAGCUCCACCGACUACAGCGUCAUCAACCCGGUCCCGUAUCCAGGGUGGGCUUCUGCCAUUUUCGCAGUGGCCGGCACCGUUGCGUUCUGGCUGCAGACGCUGAAGGCGAAGUUCCAGGGCGACACGUUGCGCAGGACGGCGUUCAAGGUCUUGAUUCUGUUCUGGGUCUUGUUGAUUGGGCUUUUGACGGCGGGCAUGGUGGUUGGCGUGACGAUGAUGUGGCGACAGCGACGACACCUGCGCAGUCUGGCCAGGGACGAAUUUGAGGAUGAUGAGUGGGGGUUCGGCCAGAUUGCAGCUUUGACCAUCUGGGCGCCGAUUCCGGUUGAACUUGUAUAUAUUCUGAAUGACCUGCUCCAAAGAAAGUCCCAGCGAUGGCGGCGCUGGAAUUCAACCCUGAGCAUCUUUUUCUCUCCAAAGAGGUUGAACGAAGACCAGCCUGCAUCGAACUCACGCUCUCCACCAGAGAAGACGGUUGACAGUCCAAGUGGAAGGGUCAUGGAGGUGUCUGAUCCGUAA